This is a messenger RNA of Pipistrellus nathusii (Nathusius's pipistrelle), 1764 nucleotides long. NCBI's taxonomy places the organism in Eukaryota, Metazoa, Chordata, Mammalia, Chiroptera, Vespertilionidae. The record is from the annotation of a GenBank genome assembly.
AUGGACACGGUGGUCUUUGCGGAUGUGGCUGUGUGCUUCACUCGGGAAGAGUGGGCUUUGCUGGAUGGUGCUCAGAGGAAGCUCUACAGAGAAGUGAUGCUGGAGACCUUCAGGAACCUGGCCUCAGUGGUUCUUACAGAUUGUUUAACUCAAGUUAAAACCCACGCAUCAUGUCCUGGGCAGGAUACUUUGGAGAAUGAACUAUUCAGUGAAGAGAAAAUACUAAGAUUCAUAAGAAGCGAUUCCUGGUCUGUUUUUGGAGAAAACUUUACAGUUUAUAACAUUGCAGAUGAACACCAACCUCAAAAGCAGCAUCUCAGAAAUCAUUUUGUGGAGAGAGUCUGUGAAACUAAGGAAGGUAAUCAAGGUGAAGACACCCUGAAGCAGAUCACAGGUCUUCCUGUGGAUGAGAGACAUAACACUGGAGUGAAACACUGUGAAUGCACUAAGUGUGGAAAAGUCUUCAUGGAUUGUUCUUUCCUUAUAAAUCAUCAGAGAUCUCCAACUGGACACGAGCCUCAUCCAUGUGAGGAAUGUGGACAACCCUGCAGGUUGGUUUCAUGCCUGAGUACUCAGGAGAGAACUGAUCUUGUGGAGAAGUCCUAUAAAUGUCAGGAUUCUGGGAAAGCAUCUAAGAAAUAUGUAAAGAGUCUCAAUAAUAAAAACUCUAUUGAGUGUAAGAAAUGUGGAAAAGCUUUCACCUGCCAUUCAUCCUUUCGGGGACAUGUAAGAGGUCCAUGUGGACAGAAAAUCCAUGUAUGCAAAGUAUGUGGAAAAGCGUUUAUGUAUUACCUUUACCUUACAGGACAUGUGAGAACUCACACUGGAGAGAGAUCCUAUGAGUGUGAGGCAUGUGGGAAAGCUUUCGGUAGUCUUAAGUACUUUAGAAGACAUAUGAGAACACACAGUGGAGCGAAACCCUAUGUAUGUAAGGAGUGUGGGAAAGUCUACAGGUAUUUCACAAAUCUGCAAGAACAUGCAAGAACACACAGUGGGGAGAGACCCUAUGUAUGUCAGCACUGUGGGAAAACCUUUAGUCGUCACUCCUCCCUUCGAGGGCAUGUAAGAACACACAGUGGAGUGAAACCCUAUGAAUGUCAGCAAUGUGGUAAAGCUUUCAGGUUUCCUGCAAACCUGCAAGUACACGUGAGGACACACACUGGGGAGAGACCCUGUGAAUGUCAGCACUGUGGGAAAGCAUUUAGGUAUGCUGCAUCCCUGCGAGUACACGUGAGGACACACACUGGGGAGAGACCCUAUGAAUGUCAGCAGUGUGGCAAAGCCUUCACUAGUCACUCUUACCUUCAAAAACAUGUGAGAACACACAGUGGGGAGAAAUCCUAUGAAUGUAAAGAGUGUGGGAAAACUUUCAGGCAGCUUCAACAUUUUCAAGGUCAUAUGAGAAUACACAAUGGAGUAAAACCCUAUGAAUGUAAAGAAUGUGGGAAAUCCUAUAGUUUUCUCUCAUCCCUCCGAAUACACGUGAGAAUGCACAGUGGGGAGAAACCCUUUGAGUGUCAGCAAUGUAGGAAAGCCUUUAGUCGUCUCUCCUCCCUUCAAGGACAUAUGAGAUCACACACUGGGGUGAAACCCUAUGAAUGUAAGGAGUGUGGGAAAACCUUCAGGUAUCCUGACAACCUGCGAGUACAUGCAAGGACACAUACUGGGGAAAAACCUGAUGAAUGUCAGCAAUGUGGGAAAGCCUUCAGGUAUCCCACAUCCCUGCGAAAACAUGUGAAAACGCACAGUGAAAAAAAUAUCUGA